UGUAAGUUAACACAUAUAUAAUGUAGUUGCAAUCUCGCAUUAUGCUUGAAAGGGUGAGUGUGAGUAUGUUCAAACACGUUUAGAUGGUGACAUGUGAUAGGAAAAAAUAAAAAUGAGUCUUUUUCUUGACACCCGCAGCAGACCGGAGUAGACGUUAUUUUCUAGUCGUGAAUGCGACAGCCGCCUGUUUCGUCCAUCUCUUUCUCUCAAUGAAUCAUCUGGCCAACACAAUGCAGUGUUGCCAGUUCAUAAACGACAAUAGAGUAUUCGAGUCUCUAUGCAACGACUUCCUCCGAACAAAGUAUUCUUUAUCUAUCGCGCGUUUUCACAAGUUUUUCGUGUCGCUAACGUUCUGCAUGGAGGUCUAAAUUUUUCGGUAUCGCGUAAACAAAUAAUAGAUUUUAGCAGUGGCAUCGCUGCCAAUGUGCAAGAGAGCAAUGCCUUGGCGCGAACGUGAUCCAGUCGGCCGGUUAUUGGUUGUGCGACACAAAGAAGCUGACGCUUUAUACUUUUGUUUACACCAGAUGCUACUGUCAUAACAAGCGUACUUCUGCAGCUUCUCCCAUCUAAAUUUUUAUUAUUCGUCUGUGCGUGUGUUCAGUUGUAUGCAGCUAUACGAGCCACACAAUAUAGCGACUAAAGUGAUAAUUUUCUACGUGGUUGUACAAUUGUAAAAAAUAGGUGAAAAUGGAGUAUAAGGAUCGUGAAAAAAUUGAUUACUUAUGUGAUGAUCUGCUAAAAGAUAUUGACAUAACUAGAUUAUGGCCAGAACUACUGAAAAAUAAAGUUUAUAAUAGGGAUGAUGUAAAUAUUCCAAAUUGGCAGAAAAAUCUGUCUAAUCCAAAUACUGUACGUGAAAUUUGCUUUACUAUAAAAACUAGAGGUCCGCAUGCUUACAGAAAUUUAAUUAGAAGCUUACAUGAGUCUAGCCAUAAAAUGAUAGCUGACCUUCUGGAAAAUUAUGGUAUUUCUAACAAAGUUUUCAGUACCAAUAAUAAUGGGUCAGAAGUGACUGUAGAACCUGUAAAUUCUAAUGAACUAGAAAGUGAACUAUCGAACAAAGUAAAUAAUCAUAAAGACUUUGAGGAAAGCAAUAAUAAAAUACUACACGAAUAUCCGGAAACCUUAGAAAUCAAAGUCAGAAAAUCAGUUGAAUUCAGAUGUGGUCCAGAAAUUAAAGAUAUUGAACGAUAUCCUAUGCAAAGCCAUCCUCGAGGUCUAGUCUUAAUCAUAACUAAUACUGAAUUCGAACAUCUUACCCAUAGACCAAGUGCUACAAAAGAUAAAGAAAAUUUAACAAAACUUUUUGAAGAAAUGGGUUUUUGUGUUCAAACGUUCGAAAACUUAACUGGCACAGAUAUAAAAACAAGAGUAAAACAGUUUUCAGAGAGACGAGAUCUUUCUAAAGUAGAUUCAGCAUUUAUCAUAAUAUCAUCACAUGGUCAUGGAGAGUGUGGAAAACAAGAAACUGAAAUUCAAGGCACUGAUUACAAAAUGGAAGGAUACGAAACUGUAAUAUGUUCAGAUAUUAUGAAUUAUUUUACAGCAAUUCGAUGCCCUGCAUUACAGAAUAAGCCCAAAAUAUUUAUUUUUCAAACAUGCAGAGGUCUGGCUAAACAAAAAUUAGUCCCAAUGUUACGAAAAGAAAUUGAUAGAGAAACUACUGACGCCUCUUGUGAAGACACUUCUAAACCAACUGCCUUUCCAUCUCGUAACUAUCAAGAUACAUUGAUUGCAUAUGCUACCAUACCAGGUUAUGUUUCAUACCGCGACGGCAAUUAUGGAACUUGGUUCAUACGAAUACUUUGUGAAGUUUUUAUGAAUCAUGCUUAUGAAAAACAUAUAAUAGACCUCUUUAUAAUGAUUGAUGAUAGAUUAAAGGAUCAAAGAACCAGUAAUAAUGAAUGUCAAACAUUAUGCGUGAUAAAUCAGGGUUUCAAUAAACAUUGUUACAUAAAUCCUGGGCUAUGAAAAAAAAACACGCCAUUACCAGCUACACCUUAACCAAGUGCAUUUAUUUAAAUAGGAACGAAUAUUUUUUGUACAAACAUUUUUUAUCCACAUGUGAUUGAUUUUUAUGAUUAUACUAGGACUUAUAUAGCAAUAAUUUAAACUAAUUUAAUAACUUUUUAUGAGAUUUAAGCAUUUGAGUAAAUGACUGAGUGAAUUAUUAUUAUAAUUUAUCUCUCGAAUAAAACUGAAGGAAAAAUUGUAUUUAAUGUAAGCAUUGAGAUUUUAUACUUGCGGAUGUAUAUUUAUGUAUAUUGUGAUAAGAAAACAACGAUAAAAUCAAGUUAGGAAAACUUUUACAAAGAAACUGCUUAUCACCCUUAUUAAUUUAUUUUACUAAAAUGUCUAAUAAUAAUAAUAAAAUAUGGAAAAAAUAAAGAUAAUGAAU
Phymastichus coffea is the source of this 2398-nucleotide messenger RNA. Its product is annotated as caspase b-like. Lineage: Eukaryota; Metazoa; Arthropoda; Insecta; Hymenoptera; Eulophidae. The coding region runs from base 688 to 1971 and encodes 427 amino acids. The record is from RefSeq and is a predicted model, not a curated record. Gene Ontology annotation, biological process: regulation of apoptotic process; proteolysis. The transcript has 6 exons. Gene Ontology annotation, molecular function: cysteine-type endopeptidase activity.